Molecule: messenger RNA, 2401 nt
Organism: Verruconis gallopava
Lineage: Eukaryota; Fungi; Ascomycota; Dothideomycetes; Venturiales; Sympoventuriaceae
Product: 5-aminolevulinic acid synthase
Exons: 2
Coding region: 251-2101 (616 amino acids)
Biological process (GO): heme biosynthetic process
Cellular component (GO): mitochondrion
Molecular function (GO): 5-aminolevulinate synthase activity; pyridoxal phosphate binding
Source: RefSeq, a predicted model, not a curated record
GAAGAGAAACAUAUUACGUUUGUCAGAAGCCGGCGCCUUUCUGACCAACACCAACUCCGUCUCCCGCAAAACCACCGCGGUGCCCUCUUGUGUUCCGUGUAACCACGCAUCUGCUUUCUCGAGCACUUCGUUCUCUGCUUCCCGCGGUUGCGCUCGAAGCAACUGCGUCGCACACAGCCCUGCCCACCACCCAGCGUGAAGACACAAAAAAUAGAACCGCAAAAAUUCAGCCAUUGAAGAGACCGGCAUCAUGGAGGCCAUCCUGACCCAAUCCCGCGCCAUGUGUCCUUUUUUGAAGAAGACCAGCCCGGCCACGCUCCGCAGCCUGUCCACCACGGCGGCGGCGCACAACGCCUCGCCUGGCGGAAGCCGCAUGUCGAACCUGCAGCUCCUCGGCCGCCGUUGCCCCAUCAUGGGCAAGGCCCUCGCCAUACAGAGUGCCCGCUCCGGCAAUGCUGCUCUCGCUGGCGCUUUUGGCGGCGUGAGGGCGUACCAUGCGAAGGUUGACCGCGCCAAGUUCCACUCUGCUGCCACCAAGGAGGCCCAGGUCGACGUCGGCGUGAACCGAAGCAGUCAAGCCAAGUACCGCCCACCACCUCAGCAGCCGGCCGUCGAGAAGCGCGCCGCCAGCGCGACGAAACUGCCCUCCGGCGCGCCGCCACCGCCCCAGGCGGCCAAGUUCGACUAUGAGGCCUUCUACACCGCCGAGCUGGACAAGAAGCACAAGGACAAGUCGUACCGUUACUUCAACAACAUCAAUCGUCUCGCCCAGGAGUUCCCACGCGCCCACAUGUCUAACAAGGACGAGCGAGUCACGGUCUGGUGCUCCAACGACUACCUCGGCAUGGGCCGAAAUCCGAAGGUUCUGCAGACCAUGCACGAGACGCUAGACAUGUACGGUGCCGGAGCCGGUGGCACGCGUAACAUUUCCGGGCACAACCAGCACGCCGUCGCGCUCGAGGCCACCAUCGCCAAGCUGCACGCUAAGGAGGCUGCGCUCGUCUUCUCUUCCUGCUACGUUGCCAACGAUGCCACACUUGCCACGCUGGGCAGCAAGUUGCCUGGCUGCGUCAUCUUCUCCGACUCGCUCAACCAUGCCAGCAUGAUCCAGGGCAUCCGUCACUCCGGUGCUAAGAAGAUGGUCUUCAAACACAAUGACGUCGCCGAUCUCGAGGCCAAGCUUGCAAGCGUGGCACCCGACGUUCCUAAGAUCAUCGCUUUUGAGAGCGUGUACAGCAUGUGCGGCUCUAUCGGCCCCAUCGAGGAGAUUUGCGACCUGGCGGAGAAGUAUGGCGCAAUCACCUUCUUGGAUGAGGUCCACGCGGUCGGCAUGUAUGGUGCGCAUGGUGCGGGUGUCGCCGAGCACUUGGACUAUGAGGCGCACCUUGCCGGACGCCCCAAGGGCACGAUUAUGGACCGUGUUGACAUCAUCACCGGUACGCUGGGCAAGGCUUACGGCUGCGUGGGCGGCUACAUCGCCGGCUCCGCAAAAAUGGUAGACACCAUCCGCUCCCUCGCUCCAGGAUUCAUCUUCACGACGUCACUCCCACCUGCGACUAUGGCCGGCGCCAAAGCCGCUAUUGAGUACCAAAUGGAGCACCAGGGCGACAGACGCCUGCAGCAGCUGCACACGCGCGCCGUCAAGGCAGCCUUGCGUGCUAAGGACAUCCCUGUGAUCCCGAACCCUUCGCACAUCGUGCCCUGCCUUGUUGGCAAUGCCGAGGUUGCGAAGAAGGCCUCAGACAUGCUACUCGAGGAUUGGGGUGUCUACGUACAGGCCAUCAACUACCCGACCGUGCCUGUCGGUCAGGAGCGUCUACGCAUCACCCCCACGCCGGGCCACGUCAAGGAGUACAGGGACCAUCUGGUGCAAGCCCUCGAUGCCGUGUGGACUCAGCUGGGCAUCAAGCGCACGAGCGAGUGGGCUGCCGAGGGCGGUUUCAUCGGCGUCGGCGACGGAUCGCAGGAAGAGCCGCCGUUGUGGACGGACGAGCAGCUUGGUCUGCAGGACGUCGUUCAGGAGAUGAAGAGCGGUGCAGCAGACGCGUUGGAGAACAUCCUAGAGAAGGAGCGCGUCCAAGCUGUCGCUGCCGCCGCUUAGGCUCAUUAUGGCUCCUUGCUGUUUCACUUUGCGGAGCCGGUGAAUCAAAAGGGGAAUAAAGAAAAGGCCCCACCACGAAACGGAGAGACGAGUGUUUCGGAGGUCGAGCUACAUCAUUUCUGCUCCCUCGCACUCUGGGUGAUAAAAGGAGGAUGACGUUCGUAUAUACACUUUCUCAUGACUUGGCAGGUUCUCCCUGCUGGAAUUGAAGUACACUCUUUUGACUCCUCAAAUCGAAUCCACGAACUGACUGUUUUUUUCUUUUCUCUUCUUUUUGGUCUUAUUUUUUACCCUCUGCAC